Molecule: messenger RNA, 1978 nt
Organism: Ceraceosorus bombacis
Lineage: Eukaryota; Fungi; Basidiomycota; Exobasidiomycetes; Ceraceosorales; Ceraceosoraceae
Source: the annotation of a GenBank genome assembly
AUGGAGGGUGAGUGUUUUGACUGGGCCUUCAACAUUGAACUCGGCGAACGUCACAAGAUUGACGAAAGGGAGCAAGCUGUGCCUGGUGUGGAUUGCUUAGAUUGUGCUGUCUUGCUCUGGCUUCUUAUGGCUCCGCUGACCGCUCUCUUAUCCCCCUCUCCUCUCUUCGCCCUUCCUAUCGACUCGCCUCUGCAGACGAGGUUGCCGCCGUAAGUGUCGAUGAGGUGGUUUGCUCUCUGUAUUGCAGCCGCCCGAUACAUGCUUGCUUAUUCGUGCCUUCAAAUCUGACGUCUCUCUUGCUUGUCCUGCGCUUGGUCAUUCAGCUGGUCAUUGACAAUGGCUCCGGAAUGUGCAAGGGUGAGUCAUUGCUGAUCACGCUUUGGACAGCUAUCGUUCAAGCACCAUCUGACUAACCUUCUCACCUUUGUUUCGCUCUAUCCGUAGCUGGCUUCGCCGGCGAUGACGCCCCUCGCGCCAUCUUCCCGUGAGUGGCGAUGUGGGUCUCAAAAGCCGGUGCCAGGAUCGUGAAGGAGGCACAGCUGCAGUGUACGAGUGCUGCCAUGAGACCAGCAAGGGUGAACUGGAGACUAUCAAGUCAAAGAGCAGAGGCCGCUGCUGGGUGCUCUCCCCAGAGCCACGGCUGCUCCUCGUGGGCCUCAGGCAAUGCUGGCAAACCCUUCGGCGCACGCGGUCUGCUCUCUGCGUAUGGCCAAGUCAAGAGCCGCUUGUGGGGAGCACGGGGGAGACAUCGCGCAUUUGCGCGAAGCCUGGAUGCUUAUACGUCAAGAUCCGCCUUUGCGCAGAUCCAUCGUUGGACGCCCUCGCCACCAGGGUGUGAUGGUUGGAAUGGGCCAAAAGGUGAGUUCAGACGUCGAUGAGGUCGAUCAGCAGCGAGAAGGAGCGUCGUCGAUGCCCAGGAAGUCUGAGGGCUCUGGCAUGAGCAGUUGGAAAUGAACCAGAAUGCUGACGCCCGGCUUGGUCGUUCCGUCGAACGAUGCAGGACUCUUAUGUCGGCGACGAGGCUCAAUCCAAGCGUGGUAUCUUGACUCUCAAGUACCCAAUUGAGCACGGCAUUGUUACCAACUGGGACGACAUGGAGAAGAUUUGGCACCACACCUUCUACAACGAGCUGCGUGUCGCUCCCGAGGAGCACCCCGUUCUUCUCACUGAGGCGCCUUUGAACCCCAAGGCGAACAGGGAGAAGAUGACUCAAAUCAUGUUCGAGACCUUCAAUGCCCCCGCCUUCUACGUUUCCAUUCAGGCCGUCUUGUCUCUGUACGCGUCCGGUCGUACAACUGGUAUCGUGCUCGACUCUGGUGAUGGUGUUACCCACACUGUUCCCAUCUACGAAGGUUACUCCUUGCCUCACGCUAUUCUGCGUCUUGACCUUGCUGGUCGUGACCUCACGGAGCACUUGGUCAAGAUCCUCAUGGAGCGCGGUUACCCCUUCACCACUACUGCCGAGCGCGAAAUCGUUCGAGACAUCAAGGAGAAGCUUUGCUACGUCGCCUUGGACUUUGAGCAGGAGAUGCAGACUGCUUCUCAAUCCUCUGCACUGGAGAAGAGCUACGAGCUGCCAGAUGGUCAGGUCAUCACCAUCGGAAACGAGCGUUUCCGCGCUCCCGAGGCCCUCUUCCAACCCAGCUUCCUGGGUCUUGAAGCCAGCGGUAUCCACGAGACCACUUACAACUCCAUCAUGAAGUGCGAUCUGGACAUCAGAAAGGACCUGUACGGCAACAUUGUCAUGUCCGGAGGUACGACCAUGUACGCGGGCAUUUCGGACCGUAUGCAAAAGGAGAUUACGGCGCUUGCGCCGAGCAGCAUGAAGGUCAAGAUUGUCGCCCCUCCGGAGCGCAAGUACUCUGUGUGGAUCGGCGGUUCAAUCUUGGCUUCUCUUUCCACCUUCCAACAGAUGUGGAUCUCGAAGCAGGAGUACGACGAGGCUGGUCCCAGCAUCGUGCACAGAAAGUGCUUCUAA